Molecule: messenger RNA, 2874 nt
Organism: Brassica oleracea var. oleracea
Lineage: Eukaryota; Viridiplantae; Streptophyta; Magnoliopsida; Brassicales; Brassicaceae
Product: leucine-rich repeat receptor-like protein kinase PEPR2
Exons: 5
Coding region: 1-2874 (957 amino acids)
Molecular function (GO): protein binding
Source: RefSeq, a predicted model, not a curated record
AUGUGUUUGAGCCAAAACCUGAAAUGGGUGAUACUGAUGCUUCUUAUGGGACAGCUACAUGGAUACAAAAGCUGUACCGAGAAAGAAAGGAACGCUUUGUUGGAGCUCAAGAAGUACCUGAUCUCAGUGAGUAUAGAAGAGGAAUCAAACUCUGUUCGUCCAACUUGGAGUAUUGACACAAAGAGCGAUUGCUGCCUUUGGGAGGGCCUUAAGUGCAGUGGUACAAGUAGACGGGUUACCGAGAUUGCCUUUGGUGGAUUGAAGCUCAAAGAGAACUCUCUACUAAAUCUCUCUUUGCUGCAUCCCUUUGAAGAUGUUCGAAGUCUCAACUUAUCCGGGGAAGCAUUGAACAAAUUCAAUGGCUUGUUUGAUGAUGUUGAAGGUUAUAACAGCUUGAGAAAAUUAAGAAACCUGAAGAUUUUGGAUUUAUCCUCAAAUAAAUUCAAUAACAGCAUAUUUCCUUUUCUUAAUGCGGCUACAACACUCACAAAUCUGUUUCUAAGGUCCAACAACAUGGGUGGCUCUUUGCCAGUUAAAGAAUUUAGAGAUUUGACAAACUUGGAACUGCUCGACCUGAGUAGAAACAGAUUCAAUGGCUCCAUACCACUUCAAGAGUUAUCUGACAUGAGAAAGUUGAAAGCUCUGGAUUUAAGUGACAAUGAAUUUUCUGGCUCAACAGAAUUGAAAGGGAUUUGCGAGCUGAGGAAUAUGCAAGAGUUAGAUCUCAGUCACAACAAACUUGUAGGUCAGUUUCCCUUAUGCUUAACUCACUUGAGUGCCCUAAGAGUUCUUGAUCUCUCAUCUAACCAAUUGACUGGGAAGUUACCACCUUCUCUUGGUAGCCUUAAGUCCCUCGAGUAUUUGUCAUUGUUUGAUAACGACUUCGAAGGCUUCUUCUCACUUGGUUCUCUAACCAAUAUUUCAAACCUUAGAGUGUUGAAACUCUGCUCAAAACCCAACUCACUUCAAGUAGUGUCGGAUAGUUCUUGGAAGCCAAAGUUUCAGUUGGAUGUUAUCGCACUACGAUCUUGCAACUUGGACAAGGUUCCUCAGUUUCUCCUACGCCAGAAGGAGCUGCGUCAUGUUGAUCUCUCCGACAAUAACAUUUCUGGAAAGUUUCCUUCCUGGCUGCUGGAGAACAACACUAAACUAAAAGUGUUGCUUCUACAGAACAACUCCUUCACAAGCCUUCAGCUACCAAAAUCUCCUCAUCAUCUUCUUUUCAUGGAUGUUUCUGUUAAUAAAUUCAAUCAUCUUCUUCCUGAGAACAUCGGGUGGAUACUUCCUCAUCUACGGUACAUGAAUAUCUCCAACAACGGCUUUCAAGGAACUCUACCAUCUUCUCUAGGUAACAUGAAGAAUACUGAAUAUAUGGAUCUGUCUCGCAACAGCUUCCGUGGAGAGCUACCAAGAAGUUUUCUAAACGGCUGUGAUUCCAUGGCAAUCUUGAAGCUAUCACACAACAAACUAAGUGGAGAGAUUUUUCAUGAACCACCCAUAUUUACUAAUAUAUUGGGGCUGUUCAUGGAUAACAAUCUUUUCACAGGAAAGAUUGGACAAGGUUUGCAAAGCUUGAGAAACUUGUCACUUCUUGACAUUUCAAACAACAACCUCUCAGGUGUUGUUCCAAGCUGGAUCGGCGAGCUUCCAUCCUUAACUGCACUGCUGAUAGCAAACAACUUGCUGGAUGGUAACAUACCUACAUCUUUGUUUAAUAACUCCAAUCUUCAGCUACUUGAUCUCUCCACAAACAGUUUAUCUGGAAACAUACCUCCACAACACAACUCCAAGAAUGGGGUAGUCUUGCUCCUUCAAGACAAUCAUUUAUCAGGAGAAAUGUCAGACACACAGCUAGCAAAUGUGGAGAUACUUGACCUGAGGAACAACAGGUUGUCUGGGAGUAUUCCUGAGUUCAUCAAAACACAGAACAUCAGUGUUCUUCUUCUUCGAGGGAACAACUUAACCGGUCGUAUUCCUCACCAGUUGUGUGGUCUAAUAAACAUCCAACUUCUUGAUCUUUCAAAAAACAGAUUGAAUGGUUCCAUACCUUCAUGCCUCAGCAAUACAUCAUUUGUCACAGGGAAGAAAUGUACAUCAUAUGAUUAUGAUUUUGGCAUUUCUUUCCCUUCUGAUGUCUUUGAUGGUUUCUAUCUGCAACAAGACAUCUCUUCCACAAACGAUUCCAGUAGAUACUUCAAGUCUCUGCUCAUGCUUGAUCCGUUUAGUGUGGAUUACAAGGCAAGCACUCAGACAAAGAUUGAGUUUGCAACAAAGUACCGAUACGAUUCCUACAUGGGUAAAAAUCUCAAGUUAUUGUAUGGAUUGGAUCUCUCGGAAAAUGAGCUGACUGGUGAGAUACCAGCUGAGUUUGGAGAGCUUAUGGAACUAAGAGCUUUUAACCUUUCUCACAACAAUUUGUCUGGUGCUAUACCAGAAAGCUUUUCAGGUAUGAAGAAUGUGGAGAGUCUUGAUAUUUCCUUCAACAGAUUACAAGGCCGGAUCCCACCAAAGCUGACACAGCUGAGCACCCUCUCGGUCUUCAAGGUCUCUUACAACAACUUAUCAGGAGCUAUUCCACAAGGGAGGCAGUUUAACACUUUUGAUACGCAAAGCUUUGUGGGUAAUAAUCUUCUUUGUGGACAACCAACAAGCAGAAGCUGCAACAGUGGUACGUUUCAAGAACCAGAUAGUAGAGUGGAAGAAGAUGAUGAAUCUGCAAUCGACAUGGAGUCUUUCUACUUGAGUUUUGCUGCAGCUUAUGUGACCAUACUUGUUGGAAUAUUCGCGUCUCUCUCUUUUGAUUCUUUUUGGAGUAGAUUUUGGUUCGAUAUGGUUGAUGCUUUUAUCAACAAGGUGAAAAAAUUGCUGUUAUAG